This is a messenger RNA of Anolis sagrei ordinatus, 1131 nucleotides long. Its product is annotated as prostatic acid phosphatase-like. Gene Ontology annotation, biological process: lysosome organization; dephosphorylation. The record is from RefSeq and is a predicted model, not a curated record. Gene Ontology annotation, cellular component: lysosome; plasma membrane. Lineage: Eukaryota; Metazoa; Chordata; Lepidosauria; Squamata; Anolidae. Gene Ontology annotation, molecular function: acid phosphatase activity.
AUGGGUAUAUCAGUGGUGUGUCUGAUGUACAGCUUCACUUUCCUUAGCAUCUUCUUUGGUCUACUUCUCCAAAGCACCACCGGAAGAGAGUUAAAGUUUGUGGUUGCAGUUUUCCGACAUGGUGACCGGACUCCGAUUUCAACUUUUCCCACUAACCCGGUCAAAGAAGAUGUCUGGCCACAAGGUUAUGAACAACUCACCAAGAUUGGAAUGCAGCAGCACUAUGACCUUGGACAAUACAUAAGGAAGACAUAUAAAAAAUUCUUAAGUCAGGAUUACAAGCGAAAAGAGAUCUAUGUGUACAGUACAGAUUAUGAUCGAACCAUUAUGAGUGCUCAAGCCAAUCUAGCCGGUCUCUUUCCCCCUGAGGGCAAGCAGAUCUGGAAUGCUAAACUUCGUUGGCAACCUAUACCAGUUCACACAGUGCCUCGGUCACAGGAAAAGUUGUUAUCAUAUCCUACUCGCACCUGUAAACGAUUUCAUGUCCUUCUAAAAGAAACCAUGGCUGCAAAAGAAGUCAUGGGUAAAGUAAAGCCAAACAUGAAGUUUGUCGGUGAAAUAGCAGCUAAAAUGGGAUUUGAUCCAAAGAGUGUUCUCGAUUUUAGCAAUCAUAAACUCUGGAAUGCCUACGAUGCUUUAAUUGUCCAGAAAAUUCAUUCUCAUCCUGUACCGGCUUGGGCCACCCCACAAGCUAUGGAACAAAUGAAAAAGCUGUUGGGGGUUGCUCUAAGUGCCAUGUUUGGGGUUCACAAAAGAGAAGAGAAAUCACGGCUGCAAGGAGGUGUACUUGUGAAAGCAAUUCUGGAUGACAUCACAAAAGCUACYGAUCCUAAAAAUGAACUGAAAAUGAAAAUGUAUUCAGGACAUGAUAUGACAAUAGCYGCCCUCCAAGUAGCCCUCAAUGUUUUUGAACCACAUCUACCUCCCUAUGCCGCUUCCCAGUUUUUUGAACUAUAUAAAGAAGACAAUGGCGGCCACACCAUUGAGAUGUACUAUCGGCCUGAUGUCAAUGCUGAACGUCGUCCGCUCACUUUACCUGGCUGUGAAAAGUCAUGUCCACUGGAGAAGUUUAAACAACUGGUUUCUCCUAUUCUAGCAAAUAAUGUGGAAGAAGAAUGUAACAAAGUCUAA